This is a messenger RNA of Patiria miniata (bat star), 1871 nucleotides long. RefSeq names its product clusterin-associated protein 1-like (gene cluap1). The transcript is spliced from 11 exons. Gene Ontology annotation, biological process: cilium assembly. The coding region runs from base 91 to 1401 and encodes 436 amino acids. NCBI's taxonomy places the organism in Eukaryota, Metazoa, Echinodermata, Asteroidea, Valvatida, Asterinidae. The record is from RefSeq and is a predicted model, not a curated record. Gene Ontology annotation, cellular component: cilium; intraciliary transport particle B; centrosome.
GAUCUGAUCAGUGCAACAGCGAAAUCUCUCGAGAUUGUGCGAGAGUUGGCUGUUAAUGACAACAUUCUUGCGGUAGAAACAAAAAUCAAAAUGUCGUACAGGGAUCUAAGAAAUUUCACUGAGAUGAUGCGGGCGUUGGGCUACCCGCGCCUCAUCUCCAUGGAGAACUUCCGAACACCCAACUUUCCUCUGGUGGCUGAAGUCCUGAUAUGGCUGGUCAAACGAUAUGACCCCAAUGCUGACAUACCAACAGACACGGAUACUGAGCAGGACAGGGUUAUAUUCAUCAAGUCCGUGGCCCAGUUCAUGGCCACCAAAGCCCACAUCAAGCUGAACACCAAGAAGCUCUAUCAGGCGGAUGGUUACGCUGUCAAGGAGCUACUGAAGGUGACCUCUGUGCUCUAUGGAGCAAUGAGAACAAACACAGGAGACGGGGAUGAAGAUGGAGAAAACAAUGGAGCAUCCUCGUUAUCGUUUGACAUCUCCUCAAAGGUUUCAGACCUGAAGGCCUGUCGUCUCCUAGCAUCACAAAUAACCACCAAGGGAGCAAGUCUGUAUGAUCUUCUUGGGAAGGAGGUUGAACUCAGGGAACUAAGGACGAUGGCCAUCAACAAACCACUGGAGAUAAACGAGAUUGAAAAAGGUUUGCGCGCCAGCACCAAGGGAGUUGAGCAACAAAUCAAGAAGACCCAGCAGAUGCUGGAGAACGUAGCGUCGGAUGAGGCCAACCUAGAGGCCAAGAUUGACAAGAAGAAGUCGGAGCUUGAGAGGAACCACAAGCGAUUGCAGACGCUGCAGUCUGUCAGGCCAGCCUUCAUGGAUGAAUAUGAGAAACUAGAGGUGGAUCUGGAGAAACAAUACGAGACGUAUCUGGAGAGGUUCCGCAAUCUGACCUACCUGGAGCACCAACUGGAGGAGUUUGCCAGGGCAGAGCAAGACAGAUUUGAGGAGACAGAGAGCACCUUGAAACGGAUGCAGAACAGACUAAAGGAGGAAGACGCCCGCAUCCGCAUCUCAGACGACAUCUUAGGAGGAGACGACAUACCAGGAUUGGAUGUUGUCGAUGACGACGGUGAUGAUGAUGAUGACGAUGAUGAUGAUGAGGACGGAAGCGAUAGCGAGAGUGAGGAGGUGCAACAACAGGCCCCGCCCCCAAGGCGGGAACGACCCAAACCAGGAGGGAUUCGAAACAACAACCCCAAAGUCUUUGGAAAUAUGGGAGCAGAAAUCAGUGAUGAUGAUGGUAGUGGUUCCUCCAUCAAUGAUGACAGCAUCAGUGUGGAUGACGACGAUCUCCUUGAUGACGAUGAUGGCGAAAGCGAUGAGUUGGAGGUCGAGGGUCCGUCAACGAGGAAAGGACGACGGAGAGAGGAAGCUGAGGAUAGUGACAAUGACUUCUAGACCUGGUUGUCGCGGAAACAAGAUGAGUUUUUGCCUUACAGUGCUCCUGAUGAUUAUUCUUGUCUCUUGGGAUGAGGGUUGAGAUAGAUGUGACUUUCAAGACAAGUGUACGGAUUCAAACCCCAAUGAGAAUCAAGAUGAAAUGCUUCUACCAUGCAUUUCAUUUUCCUGUUAAUAGUUAGACUAAUGCUAGUGUAAUAGGAAAUGUAGACUUUAUGAAAAACUGACUGUUUUUUGCCCCAGUGGAUACAAUUAAAGCAGUGACCAAUCAUGUGCGAGGGUUGUUGUCUGUAUUAGGUAAAAGAGACCUAACUUAAUAGGAGGCAAAAUUUCAUACAACACCUUGUCCAAAUUACUAGGUGCACUUUCCAAUGACCAAUGUGCUUAUGGAAUUGGCUGAAGCCGAAUAACUUAAUGAGACAUAUGUUAUUUCUGGUUAUAGCCAAGACAUUUUGACAGGCUAAGUUUUC